UAUACUUUUCUCAAAAUGCACACAAUUUCAUGUAAGUAAUAUAGGCAGGUUUGCAAUUAAUCCAUAUACAGUAUACGCAUAUACAAUUUACCAUUCAUCAUCUAUCAUAUUCCUUCACCUUCAUAAAAGUUUAGCAGAGCAAAAUAGUUUAAGAAGAAACUCAAAUGCAAUUCAACUAGUCCAUUUUGAAUCAGAUAGAUGAAGGGAGGAAAACAAAUGUUGUACUGUUACAAACAAAGAGUUGCAUAAAUCAAAUAGUUAAUGAGAGAUUGGACGCUACAUGCAUCAACUUUGCGACCAUAUUCAAAGUAAAUAUGGGGUUACGAAAAUCAAAUCCAAAAGCUUAUACACCAAUAUUGAAGCUGGAGUUAGCUUCUUAAAAAUCGGAUCUGUGGAAGACAAUGUCGAGGAUAAAACAUCAUUAUUUGAUAUCACGUUUGAGAAGGGAUUAAUGAAAAUCCCUUGUUUCGCGAUUGAGGAUACUAUGGAAACCUUCAUGAGAAAUAUGAUAGCUUUUGAGCAACAUACUUCAAAAAAACUAUAUCCUUUUUUCUCCAACUAUGCACAUUUAAUGACUCAACUUAUUGGAUCACAUAGAGAUGUGAAUUUUCUUCGCCAAAACAAAAUCAUCCUUAAGGAUAUAGGAGAUGACAAACAAGUGGCCAACAUCUUCAAGAAACUUUCAGAUGGGGUGGCAAUCAAAGACUUUUAUUACCAAAAAGAAUGCAGUAACUUGAUUCAACAUUGUGAGAAGCCAUGGAGUCAAAUGAUGGCAAGUUUGAAGCACAACUAUUUUCAGAGUCCUUGGGCAGGAGCUUCAACUGUGGCAGCUAUUACACUUCUUGUUCUCACAGUUAUACAGACUAUUCUGGCUUUUACCAGUUAUCUUAAUAAGUAAUUUUUGUUGUAGGCUUGUAGAUAUGUAUUGACUCAUCAAAUGAUUCCUCAUUAUGCAAUUUGUGUGUUGAUGGGCUUAAUAUUGUGUCUCACCUCCAUUAUGGGGGUAGGACGACUAAAGCUAAUAAUUUCAA
Solanum pennellii is the source of this 1031-nucleotide messenger RNA. RefSeq names its product UPF0481 protein At3g47200-like. Lineage: Eukaryota; Viridiplantae; Streptophyta; Magnoliopsida; Solanales; Solanaceae. The transcript has 2 exons. The coding region runs from base 281 to 898 and encodes 205 amino acids. The record is from RefSeq and is a predicted model, not a curated record.